AUGCCUGAACAGAGGCAACGCAGACAGGAGCCAGAGGCCAGAUCUGGCUCUGGCUUCAAGGGCGCCCUCCAGGGCCUCGGAAUCUUCCUGAUUAUGCAAUUUGUGAUGACCCAAUUCUUCAGCAAGAAGGAUGCCUCUCCAAGCUCUGCGCCGGGUGGCAUGCCUACCUUCGCGGAUCGUCCCCACCCCAGCGAAGUGGCCGAUUACAGCCCCAUCCCGGAACUCAUCGCUCCUAUCUGGCCGUCUGACACCUCCGUCGAUAUCAGCAUCUAUGUUUCUCCCUCAAUCGUGGUUCCCUCGUUCAAGUCAUCGGACAGCGUUCUCGUGCUGCAGGAGAAGAACUUCACCAUCGGCAAUUACAGCGACACCCGUGAAAUCGACACCACCAUCAAGGUUCCGAAGCAGGUCCAGAACAAUGGAACUCUGUUUGCGCACUUCUUCCUCGCUCGUACUGGACACCAGCUCGACCCGGCUGCCAAGGACUACAACACCGCGGACGCCGUGCACUUCCUGCGCCCUCUGAAUCAGUAUCUUCCCAAAAAGAAGGCCAAGAAGCUCAAGAACCUCUUGGCCACUUCCGAGGGAGAGGAGGAGGAAGAGGAUAACACCCCGAAAGUGUGGACUGCUUCCUACUACCACCCCAACUUCACUCUUUCCAUGAUCCCAGACUCUGGUUCUCAACGGUUUAGCCAGUUGCACCCUGCGGUUCGUCAGUAUGUCCAGCUGGAACGUACUGGUGCCCGUGAUAUCACCGGAAAGAAUGGCUGGUACUAUCCAAUCGCGUUCCUGAACACUUUCUGGCAGCUGAAGACUCACAUGACGGAACUCAACUCCACUGUUGAGACCGUGCCCCUGCGCAUUACCCUCAACAACAUGGCAAACUGGAAGUUCAGCAUCCUUACCAGCGUCGACGAAGGCUCUAAGCAUAGCUCUCGCCAGGCUGCGUAUGGUGGACCUGUUCCUGGUGGUGGUGAUGGCAACGAGUGGGAAAUGGUCAAGGAGAUUCUGUUGGACACCAACAUUUACCUCCUCGGUACCACUGGUGUGGUCACCAUUUUGCACAUGAUCUUCGAGACCCUGGCAUUCAAGAGCGAUAUCUCCCACUGGCGUAAGAAGAAGGACGUCGUCGGUACCUCAGUCCGCACAAUCAUGGCAAACGUCUUCAUGCAACUUAUCAUCUUCCUCUAUCUCAUGGACAACAGCGACAACACUUCAUGGAUGAUUCUUGCCAGUCAGGGCUUCGGUAUUCUCCUGGAGUUCUGGAAGAUUACCAAGACGGUUGACGUCCGCCUGCGUCGUCCCCCUGCGGGCUCCUUCUUCUGGUUCCUGCCCUAUGUCAUUGUCUUCGAGGACAAACACAAGCUUUCCGAGACUGAGCAGCAGACCAAGGAGUAUGAUGAGAUUGCGUUCCGCUACCUUUAUGUCGUUGCGGUGCCGCUGCUCCUCGCAUAUGCUGGAUACAGCUUGAUGUACAACACUCACAAGUCGUGGUACUCUUAUAUCAUCCAGACUCUCGUCGGCAGUGUUUACGCCUACGGAUUUCUCAUGAUGGUUCCCAGCUUGUAUAUCAACUACCGCUUGAAGUCUGUCGCCCACAUGCCCGGCAAAGCGAUGGCAUACAAGUUCCUUAACACUUUCAUCGACGAUCUCUUCGCGUUCACUGUCAAGAUGCCUUGGUUGCACCGCCUCGCUACCCUUCGUGACGACGUCAUCUUCUUUAUCUGGCUAUACCAGAGGGGUGACAGCGAUGAGGAGAAGGAAGAAGAGACGCCUGCCGUUGAAGGCGAAAAGACGCAGGAGACUGCUGCUAAGACUUCUGGCAAGGACAACUCCGACAAGGCUUCCACUCGCAAGAGAAAGUAG
Messenger RNA from Penicillium cinerascens, 1863 nucleotides. RefSeq names its product CLPTM1 family protein. The transcript has 5 exons. Lineage: Eukaryota; Fungi; Ascomycota; Eurotiomycetes; Eurotiales; Aspergillaceae. The record is from RefSeq and is a predicted model, not a curated record. Gene Ontology annotation, cellular component: membrane; endomembrane system. The coding region runs from base 1 to 1863 and encodes 620 amino acids.